AUGUUAAAAAUAAUUAUUUUUGUUUCUUUGUUCGUCGCCCAUACAUUUGUGUCCGCAGAGUACAUAUUCAAAGGAUUUGACGAUAAAUUCCAACCGGAUUGGUGGCAAUCGGAUAUUAUCUAUCAAAUUUACGUUCGUUCUUUUAAAGACAGUAACGGCGAUGGAAUCGGAGAUUUCAAUGGUAUUACGGAAAAAGUGGAUUAUUUUAAAAGUAUAAAUGUAGGAGCGGUUUGGUUAUCUCCAAUAUUUCAAUCUCCACAAGAUGAUUUUGGUUAUGACGUGUCAAACUUUAAGCAGGUGGACCCAUUAUUCGGUACCAUGGCGGACUUUGACCGGCUGAGGGAUGCAUUCCACCAAAGAGGUAUAAAAGUAAUAUUGGACUUUGUGCCAAACCACACAAGUGACGAACAUCCGUGGUUCAUCAAAUCUGUACAGCGUAAAGAACCUUACACGAAUUACUAUGUGUGGAAAGACCCAAUUAUCGAUGCAAGUGGUAACAGAACACCUCCGAAUAACUGGUUGGGAGUUUUCAAUACUGGGUCUGCCUGGCAGUGGAACGAAGAACGUCAACAAUACUAUUACCACGCUUUUCAAGUAAAACAACCAGACUUGAACUACAGAUGUCCAAUGGUCGUGGAAGAAAUGAAGAACAUCAUACUAUUUUGGCUGGGACGUGGUGUAGACGGAUUCAGAUUUGACGCUGUCAAUUAUCUAUACGAAAGGGAAGAUUUAGAGAAUGAAUCAAAAUCUUACAAAGUCGGCAUACCGGACACUGAUUACGACUCGUUGAUACACAACAUGACAUUAGAUCAACCGGAAACAUAUGAAAUGGUGCGCGUUUGGAGAGAACUGUUAGACGAUUAUUCGACAUCCGAAAAAAUAACCAACUUCUUUAUGGUGGAAUGUUACUCACCAUUGCUCAACACUAUGAAGUACUACGGCAACGCGUCAUCUCCUGGAGCUCAUUUUCCGUUCAACUUUUUGCUCAUCAAUGCUUUCAAUCAGCAAUCCGACGCCUACGAUGUGGACAACGUGAUUAAAUCCUGGAUGCUGAACAUGCCCGAAGGCCAGUGGCCCAACUGGGUGCUCGGCAAUCAUGACAAUUCACGAUUAGCGUCCAGAACGAACCCGUUGUUGGUGGACGGCCUACACAUGACUCAACUCCUACUUCCGGGAACCCCGAUCACGUACUACGGUGACGAGAUGGGUGUCCAAGACACGUAUGUCCGAUGGAGCCAGACCGUGGAUCCGGCCGGACGUAACGUCGGCAUAUCGCGGUACACGAAAUUCAGUCGAGAUCCCGCCAGAAGCCCGUUUCCCUGGGAUGACUCUGUGAACGCCGGUUUCACCAACGGAACGAAUGGAACGUGGCUUCCUGUCAACCCGGACUAUUGGCACGAAAACUUGGUUCAGUUGUCCAAGUUUAAGAGUCACCUUAAGACGUACAGACAAUUGUCGCGGUUGAGACAGAACCCCACAAUCAUUAAAGGAGACUUGCACGUAUACGUGCUGUCUAAAUGGGUGUUCGGUUUUUCGAGGAGUUUUUAUGAUCAUCCAACUUUCUUCGUCGUCAUUAACUUCGGCAGUGAAUUGGAAACAGUUAAUAUAAAAGAAGUUAGACAAACGUUACCAAAAACAUUAAAAGUCAAAGUUUCAAGUGUAAACUCGGGUUAUGUAACUGGUAAUAUAGUAAAUUCAACUACUUUAUAUUUGAGACCAAAAGCAGCUCUUGUUCUCUCAACAGCAAAACCUAAUGAAGACAAUUAA
Messenger RNA from Macrosiphum euphorbiae (potato aphid), 1767 nucleotides. The record is from the annotation of a GenBank genome assembly. NCBI's taxonomy places the organism in Eukaryota, Metazoa, Arthropoda, Insecta, Hemiptera, Aphididae.